AUGACAGAGCUGUAUUAAGAUUAAUCCACAUAUUAACUAAUUGAGUAAAUCAAAGUUAAAUAAUAUUGUACAGCAAUUGCAAUAUUAAGUGACAAUUCUUAUGUCCUAGCAUCAUGUUGGAAGAUGAUUAAAGUAUUUUAAUUCAAAAAAGAAAUCAUGAAAUAAGUCAAUUUUAUUAAUGGACACAAUAACAGAAUUACUGUUUUAGAAUUUUAUAAGAAUUAUAAAGUCUCCUCUGAUUGGGAUGGAUCCAUAAAAAUCUGGUCAAUCAAUCGGAUACAUUCGUCGAAGUGUUUGUAAAAAAUCUAAGCUCAUAAAUAAGUCAUUCUAGGCUUAGUAAUAAAUGAUGAAAAAAAUUGUAUAAUUUCUUCAAGUCAAGAUAAGAAAAUCAAAUUUUGGACAGAGAAAAAUGGAUGGCAAUGUACAUAAUUAUAAAUGAUCAUGAUAGUAUUGUUUUUGGUUUAAGUCUGAAUGAACAAGGGGAUAAACUAAUCUCUUGUAGUUAAGAUAAGUAAAUCUUUGUUAUGGUAUAACAAAAACUUAGAAUAUCAAAUGUUGGAACAUAGUUUAAAAAAUUGAGGUUGAUAAAGAAGGAUAUAAAUUAUGUUUAAUUAGCAAUAAUUUAUUCACAUUUUAAUAAUGGGGUGAAAAUUUUAUGGACGUUUAUGAAUUGGACAGCAAAAAUUAGUUUAUAAAAACUAAAAGCAUUUUUGUUAAAGGGGGAACAAAUUGUGAUUGUUUAUUUCCAUAAUAAUAUCGAAAAUCAAAAGAUUUGCUUGUUAAUAAAAAUGGCUCAUUCAUAAACUUAAUUAGAAGAUAAGAAAAUAAUGAGUUCAUUCCAUAGAUGUCUAUUGACUUAUUAGCAGGUGAAAGUAUUUAUGGCUAAAUGAGUUAAGACAGUCAAUAUUUAAUCACCUGGGAUAAAAAAUCAUCGCUAAUUUAAAUAAGAAAAUAUUAGAAUAUCAAUUGA
This is a messenger RNA of Paramecium sonneborni, 970 nucleotides long. NCBI's taxonomy places the organism in Eukaryota, Ciliophora, Oligohymenophorea, Peniculida, Parameciidae. The record is from the annotation of a GenBank genome assembly.